This is a messenger RNA of Clonostachys rhizophaga, 672 nucleotides long. Lineage: Eukaryota; Fungi; Ascomycota; Sordariomycetes; Hypocreales; Bionectriaceae. The record is from the annotation of a GenBank genome assembly.
AUGCCGCCUACCGAGCUUCCAGCCUCCGGCAACCCGCUAGUCUUCUUCGAUAUCACUCUUGGAGGCGAACCUCUAGGCCGCAUCAAGUUCGAGCUGUUCAACGACGUGGUUCCCAAAACUGCCGAGAACUUCCGCCAGUUCUGCACCGGAGAGGCCAAGAAUAGCGUCGGUCGCCCCCAGGGCUACAAGGGCUCCAAGUUCCACCGUAUUGUGCGUAUCCCUCCACCCCCUCCCUUGCCGAGGGCUGUACCUCUUCGAUCGCCGAGGGGGGGGGAAGGAUGGAAUUCCAAUAUCCCCAUCAAUAUAUCCUUCCUUGCUAACAGGGCAAAUCAGAUCCCGAAUUUCAUGUGCCAGGGCGGCGACUUUCUCAAUGGCGACGGCACCGGCUCCACCACCAUUUGGGGCUUCAAGGCGUUUGAGGACGAGAACUUCAACCUGAAGCACGACCAGCCUGGCCUUCUCUCCAUGGCGAACGCUGGCCCCAACAGCAACGGGAGCCAGUUCUUUAUCACCACAGUCCCAACCCCAUUCUUAGACAACAAGCACGUGGUGUUUGGCAAGGUGGUUGAGGGGAUGGAUAUUGUGAAGAAGAUGGAGGCGACCAAGACCGGGUACCGAGGAAAGGAUGUCCCCAAUAUGGAUAUUGUCAUUUCUCAGUGCGGCGAGAUGUGA